GCAAAGCACGGAGACACGGAGGUUACCAGUGUCAAUAUUGGUGCCGAGUGCAUGGAUCUCGACCGCGUCUUGUCCGUGACCACGGACGUCGUCGAGCUCAAGCGGCUUCGUAACCAGGUCCACCAGCAGCGCUAUCGCCAGAAGAAGAAGCGCUUGGUCGGGCAGCUCGAGCGCCAGGUUGUCGACCUCCGUGCGACCGUCGACCAUCUCCACCUGCGAUGGCGGCGCUUGCAAGAAGAGAAGAGAGCCUUGUCGGCGCCUGCGCUCACAAGCGACGGCAGCGCCCGCCUCGUGCACACGUACUACACGCUCUUUGAGCACGGCCGCGGGACGGGCGCUGCGGGCCUCGACCAAAUCGCGUUCCUGCGCUCCGUGAUGGCACCCGACUUGGAUUUUAUGGACGACAAGGUAGAUGGCCUGGCCAAGCUUGUCCAGCAGUGGGACGUCUACUCGUGGGUCUUUCCUGCGCUGCAGCUCACGGCGCUCCACGUCGAGGCGCCGAUUAUCACCGACGACCAAGAAAUUGUCCAUGCGCACGUCACUUUACAGCUGCAACUCUCGCCGACGGCCAUCGAGACGAUUUACCCGGCCUUGCCGCCGAAGGAGGCCGCGCUCGUGGUUGGGCGCGACCUUCUCGUGCCGAUUUCGAUGCAUUUUUAUAUCAACGCGGCAACGCGUCAAGUGUGCGCGCUGACGACGCACGCUGACAUUGCUGUCGCUGCGUUCAAGCUGCUUGGCGACCUCCGCGCCAGCACAACCGUCCUCGAACGCUCACCGCUGCGCCAUAACGCCGAGCUGAACGUCAUGCAACUGUAAUGCUACGACCGCGUGUAUUAUUCGACUGCAUUUGCGUGCGCUCCACGAGCGAGCAGCGAGAUGCUAGCAGCUAUAAGGUUGCUUGUAGGAGACGUUAUCGAGGGCCUCAAAGUGCCAUGAUCACGCGAUGUUCCACGCCCCAUCCAAAUCGGAUCACCGCCAUGAUCCGUGGCAGUGAAC
Messenger RNA from Saprolegnia diclina VS20, 996 nucleotides. RefSeq lists its product as hypothetical. The transcript has 3 exons. The record is from RefSeq and is a predicted model, not a curated record. Gene Ontology annotation, biological process: regulation of DNA-templated transcription. Bases 52 to 816 code for a protein of 254 amino acids. Gene Ontology annotation, molecular function: DNA-binding transcription factor activity. Lineage: Eukaryota; Oomycota; Saprolegniomycetes; Saprolegniales; Saprolegniaceae.